Hyalella azteca is the source of this 1656-nucleotide messenger RNA. Its product is annotated as adventurous-gliding motility protein Z-like. The transcript has 4 exons. Bases 1 to 708 code for a protein of 235 amino acids. NCBI's taxonomy places the organism in Eukaryota, Metazoa, Arthropoda, Malacostraca, Amphipoda, Hyalellidae. The record is from RefSeq and is a predicted model, not a curated record.
AUGGUAGAAAGCAUUAAGAAAAAGUGCCCCACCGCCCAGCUGGCGGAGGCGCAGCGGGAGGACGAGUUUCGGGAGCACCUGCUGCAGCAGCAGCGGCGCCAGCAACUGCGGCAACAACGACAACAACAGAAGACGGGACAGGAAGACAGCAGCGCUGUCCAUCCCAAGUUCCUGGACAAAAUAGACAGACUUGUUGGGGGACGGCAGACGGGCAAACAGGCCGCCAAGAGCAUCGUCGUCGACAACGACAGAACCUUUGGAUUUGUUCGCAGUGAGCUAAAGAAAGACAAAAGGACCAUCGAGCAAACCUUGGCUGAUAUCAGAGCUAAGAAGAUGAAGCGAGAACACGAUUCGGCCAUCGCGACAUCUGGCAACCCUGCAUUGACAUCUGGCAGUCAUACACAGACAUCUGGCAACCUUGCACAGACAUCUGGCAACCCUGCACAGACAUCUGGUAGAAAUGCACUGACAUCUGGCAACCUUGCACAGACAUCUGGCAAAACUGCACAGACAUCUGGCAGCCAUGCACAGACAUCUGGCAGCCAUGCACAUACAUCUGGCAACCAUGCACAAAUUUCUGGCAAUCUAGCUCGUACAUCAGGCAGCCCAGCAUCGAUGAGUCAUAAUGCUAUUCGUACGGGCAGUAAUAGCUUGAACGAGGCGCAUGUACUAAGCAGUUGUAGGAAAGACAGUAGUAAUCAUCAAUGAGUUAAUUUAAUAGCGUUGUAUUGUUGUGUACAAACUUUUUAAUUUAUUACUUAACGAUUAACUGCCCAAUUAGUUUAACUUUGUCCUAGGAAUAGCAUUAUUAAAUCGAUUGACGAGUAAAAUUUAGCUGUUAAUUUGUACGAAAGUUGAGCCCUACGGUCAAAAAUAGUUCGUAUGACAGGUUUGAGUAACGCAUACGAAUUAAUUAUAGAUUAGGUAGGAAUAGCACUAGCGCGCUGGUGAGCUGAGGUGAUGGGUGGUGAUUGGUGGCGAGCUAAAUAUUUAAUAUAUAUAACUGAAUUAAUUGGAUAACAAAAUUAAUUGGAUAAAUGAAAUGAAAUUUUUAGUUACCUGAAUCCAUCAUUUGACAAUUGUAUUCAACUUUCAGUCAAUAAAUUAUUAAAAUUAGUUCAAUGAAUCUAAUAUAGAUCAGUAGGUUUAGCAAGUCAUCACAUAGGCUUUGUCUUCGUGACGAGAUGUUCACGAAUAAAAGAUUCAUGAAUAAUUGCAAAAAGGAACCAUUUUUCAUUUACGGUACCGACUCUGGGAGUGUUUUACUGAAUCAAUUUGAUAACUGAAUUCGUUGGAUAACUGAAUCAAUUUGAUAAAUGAAUUAAUUGGUUAAGUAAAUUAAUUGGUUACCCAUUUUUAAUUCGCUAUGCACUGCGUGAUGCACUUCAUAUUCACCAAGUUUAUAUGGUUCAUUAGUCGCCCUCUUACAGGUGAACUCUACGGGGUUUAUCUCGGAACUAUUCACAAUAAAUACGACGUUGUUCUCAUAUUAUUAUUAUAUGUUAUUAUUGCGAUGUUGUAACAUAACAAUAACGUGCUCUCAAGUGUCAUGCACGGUACAGGAUUAAAUUAUUUUCAGUUCAGUUGUAAGUUAUUACACUAGUUGCCCCUGGCGCGACUGUUACCAUUUGAGGAUACUGAAGUUACUGAACAAAA